Messenger RNA from Frankliniella occidentalis (western flower thrips), 5702 nucleotides. It is a transcript of the gene ckn, whose product is annotated as caskin-2. Gene Ontology annotation, cellular component: axon; focal adhesion. Gene Ontology annotation, biological process: cell surface receptor protein tyrosine phosphatase signaling pathway; axonogenesis. Gene Ontology annotation, molecular function: signaling adaptor activity; protein phosphatase binding. The coding region runs from base 805 to 3891 and encodes 1028 amino acids. The transcript is spliced from 13 exons. Lineage: Eukaryota; Metazoa; Arthropoda; Insecta; Thysanoptera; Thripidae. The record is from RefSeq and is a predicted model, not a curated record.
GGGCGCCGGGUCCCCUUACACCGAAAUAUUGAUGAUGCUCUCCGGGGCUGUCCCCAGCAGGGGCUUGCGGGUGGGCGCACCCCUUGCGCAGCCCGUGCCAGCGCAGCUCGGCGUGGUGUUCUACUCCCUUGGUGGUCCGGGGGGUGCGCGCCCACCACCACGCUCUGGCGCGCUGCUGCCGCUGGCGGCCCCAGCCGGGUGCUGCCGGUCGGUCAGGCAGAGGAGGAGGGGCCCCCAGAGACCACUACGUACUGCGCCAAAAUUUUACUGCAGCAUAAAGCGUUGGCGUAUACUGAUUUUUGUGGCCGACAUAAACUGUGCCGGGGGCCGAAACUGCUUUGUCAACAUGCUUAUAAUUUUGGUAGUGUGUGUGUAUGUGAGUGUGUGUGGCUGCUGCCGGGCGGGUCUGUUCCGCACCAUUGCGCCCCUGCCCCGCACCAGGGGAGCGACCGCAUCGCGGACUAUCUGACGCGUUCAUCGCGGAGGGUGGCGCGGCAGGGCGCGCAGGGGUGGGGGGUGGAGAGGCGCGCUUGUGUCCGCGCGGGGUCGACGGCGCAGCAGCGUCUCCACCGUCUGCGUUCCUUUCGCGCCGCGCCCUGGACUGUUCUCGUUUGAACGCGCCCCUCCCCGCCCCGCGGCGUUACGUCUGAUGAGGCUGCAUUCCGACGGCGACGCGCCCGCGCCACCCGCCCGCCUCCGGGACGCGGCGCGGAUGGCUCGUUUGAGAUUAGAGAAGAGCGAGCGCGCCCCUUACGUGCCGUGUGUCCGCCAUUGCAGCUUUGUGAGGCCGCGGUACUGACCACCAUGGCGACGUGCUUCGGGCCGCCCCCGCUGCCCCCCAACAAGAGGCCCGGCGGCGCGCUGGGGGCCGCGGUCGGCGGGCUGGCCGGCAGACGACAGCGCCGCCAGCACAUGCUGCUGCAGCAGCAGCUCGCCAAGCAGCACCAGCUCCAGGAUAGCAACAACAACACGUCCUCGACGUACAAGAGCUUCCGCGACGACCAAGACGACCAGCAGCAGCAGCAGCAUGCCGUACUCGGCAAGCAGAGCAAAAAGGGGUCCAGGGCCGCGCACCCACCCCCGCCGCCCCCGCUGCCCCCGACCGUCCAGCCCCUGCGCGUGCCCGCGCUGUCGCUGCAGAUGCCCAAGCUGAUGCAGCAGCACCAGCCUGCCGCGCCGCCCCCGCGCCCGCCCCCGGCGUCGCUCAAGCCGAACCUAUGGGCGCCCGGGUCACCCCCGACGCCCCCGUCCGGAAGGGAGCCGCCGGCGCUGGCCGUGUGGACGGCGUCGCCUACGACGCCGCUGGGCCGGCGCCGCUGCCGCAAGCACGCGCGCACGCUCUCGCUGACCACGGACGCGCUGCUGACGCCGCCCACGCCGCCGCCGCCCCUGCUGCUGCCCCCCAAGCCGGGCACGCCCCCGACCUUCCGACACGGCCGCACCGCCCCCGCUCCCCGGCAGGCGCCGCCCCCGGCCGGGGGCACGCUGUGCCGCAGCGCCUCGCCGCGCGCGGGCCAGGUCGGCCGCAUCGGCUUGCGCCGCAGCCGCUCCGAGGGCAACCUCGCCAUGCCCGCCCCCGGGCCCGCCUCCGACGGCGGCCUCGGCCUGGACCCCCACGAGCCGCGGGGCCUGCAGCGCUGCCUCAAGGCUCUCUCCGGCAGCUGGAAGAACCUGCUGCAACUGGGCGGUAUGAGCCGCCCCGCCAAGUCCGCCCCGCUGGCCAAGAAGGUGGCGCCGCCCGCCGUGCCGGGCGUCUUCAGACACUCCGGCUCGUCCUUCGGCUCGGCCGGCUACUGCUCGAGCGAGGACCCCGGCGACAUCCUCAGAGAUGUAGGCGAUCAUACAGACAUCUACGGCAUGGCAGGGAAGUCGCCCGGGCAGAUGUCGUACCCCGCCUUCACCUUCCCCGGCCCUCAGGGCAUGUCGCAGGGCAAGGUGGGGCCGCCGUUCUUUCAGCACCAGCUGUCCCUCCAGGAGGACCAGGGCAUUGACAUGACACAGAGCCCCGGCAGGGACAGCCCCGGGUCCGCCGGCUCGGGCUCCGGCUCCGGCUCCCGACACAGCACGGCCAGCUUGGACAGCGGCCGCGCCUCGGGGACGUCGUCGACCGGCUACCACCACCUCGUGGUGCGGGGGAUGGGCCUCAGCAGCCAGGGCACCGCUUCCUCCACGCUGUCGUCGUCGUCAAGUCCGAGAUGUUCCAUCUCAUCGUCCUCGUUGGGGUCCUCUGAGCACGGCAACCCCGGGCUGCACGUGGAGCGCCUGCUGCAGCAGGGAGUACCUGACUGCGAGGUUGUCUUGUCGUGGCUGCAAGACCUCCACUUUGAAGAGUACUACCACCUUUUUGUUGGUGCAGGCUAUGAUAUGCCAACAAUAUCUAGAAUGACCCCUGAGGAUUUGACUGCAAUUGGUAUUAAAAAUCCAAAUCAUCGCAAAAAAUUAAAAGUUGAGAUUGCACAGUUAAAUAUUAAUGAUGGAUUACCUGAUUAUAUUCCUGGUUCUCUUGAUGAGUGGCUUAGGCUACUAAGGUUAGAGGAAUAUUUGGUUCCCCUACAAAGACAAGGUUACCAUUCUGUUGAAAAUGUUACAACUUUAGCCUGGGAAGAUUUGGAAGAUAUUGGCAUUGUAAAGUUAGGUCAUCAGAAGAAAGUUUUACUUGCAAUUCGUAGAGUGCAAGAUUUAAGAGCAGGAAAACGUAUACAACCUCCUCAGGACGUGUUUGUCACUGAGGGCAGCAGCCUCAACUCCCCGGAUGAGGAGGCCCUCCCCCCGCUUCCACUUCCAGGCGCGCACAAGGCGUUUCACACCUUCCACCAGCCAUGGGAAACUGACACGAUGCGACAACCGCACCAUAUGGUCCUGCCUUCGUCCGCAUUCACGGUGCACCAGCCGAUGUAUUCCGCCUCUCCCGAGUUUGUUCCCAUCAAGAUUCGGGGAGGCAGAGGAAAGUCUCUAGAAAGCUUAGAGGACAGCAAUGAAGUAACCCAUCAUACCUUCAGUCCAGAAAACACGCAAACAUUUUACUAUCAGCAUGCUCAACCCAUGCACGGCUGGAGGCGGAGCUAUGACGACGGCGACCUCACCCCGACCAACGAGCUGGCGAGCAUGGCGUUGCACGAGGGUGGAGGCACCCUGCCGAGGCACCGCGGGCCCGGCAGGCCGCGCCCCGUCGCCAAAGUGACGGCCAACACCUCGUCGACGUUCAACGCCAGCCAGGCCACCCUCCUAGCGCGGGACUGGGACAGCCCCCGCAAGCGGCCACCCUCACCGCCCAAGCGGCAGUCCUCGUCGGGCGGGCGAUGCGGGAACCUGAGCGACUCUUGCGACAGCGUGGAUGGCGUGGGCGGCGGCGGCAGGCUCAUCACCACCACCGUGGAGCUGCACCACCCGCUGCCCGCCUACCCCAGCCCGUGCAGGCCGAGCCCGUCCCAGGACAGCUUCGACGACCUGCCCCUCCCUCCCCCGCCCGCACCCUCCACUCCCCCCUCCGCCACCGCCCCGCGGCAACCGUCCUGGAGCAACGGCGGCCAGCCGGACGAGAUGCUAAUUGCCAGCCUCUCGAAACAGCCGGGCAGGACAGGGUCGGACGCGAGCUUUAAGUCGAGUUCUAGUACUGAGUCAGAUUCACUACCAUUUGCCAAUGAAAAUGCAGGCACUAUCAAACAAAGAGCAAAUCGACCACAUCCGUCUUUAUCGAGCCUGGACAGUAAAGAUGGAAAAUCACAUAAGCAGGCACCUCAGCACAGGCCAUCUCUCAUUGACCUAAAGAAAGAUGGACCACAAGAGCCUUCUGAUGUGUUGAAUGACAUUGGUAACAUGUUAGCAAACUUAACAGAUGAACUCGAUGCCAUGCUAGAAGAGGAAAAACGGCAAGGUCUCAACAAUGAUUAGAUGAGAUAUGCUGUGAUCUGUCUCUUGCUGUCUCCAGUCAUUUUACAUUGUUAAUAUAUUUUUAUUAGCCUUUGUUUUUAGUGCACUGAUAUCCUUAGUGUUGAGAGUCAGUGACUCAAAUAUCUGUGAUCAAAGUUGUCUGUCCCUGUGAUUUUUAUUUUUCCUCAUCUGCAUUUUAACUAUUAUGUAUGAAUAUCAGUUCACUGUUCCCAUGGCUUACAUCAUAUUCAGGAAACUAUUACCUCUCUUGGGUCAACAGUUUGUAGUACCUGAUAUUUAUCAUGUGCCAUGAGCUAUAGCUUUCCAUGAGUGAGCAUGUGUUUUAUGUGCCAUUGCAAAUAGCCAGUACUCUUAUAAGUUUAUGUUGUUGAAGCUUCAGAUCAGACUUUUCUUUUGUCUACUCCUGAAUCUAGAACAAAUAGGUUCUGAAUUUCAUUUUGGUUGGGUUUUGUCGAAUUUGCUCUACUUUAUGUAGUGUAUUGUAUUUGAUUUCCUUCAAUUAUCACCCACCAAAUUGUUUCACUAAAAGAUUUAUUUUUGCUUGUCUUUUUUUUUGUUUUCUAAAAAAAAAACAUUGUUUAUUACUGGCGUAUAACUGUCUGGUGUGGAGCUGUUGUCAUCCGUCUUUCUGGACAAAAAGUAUAAAACCGAUUUUCUUUAUCAGUUGUUUUAGAGAGGCAUGACAAAGAUAAAAUGAAAAUGGUAUUUCAGUUGUAAGUGUCAGGCUUUUCUUUUUUAUGUGUUGUAAAAAAGAAUAAGCUCAUACCUUUUUUUAAAGGCAAGUUAGAACUAUGUCUUUCCUUGCCAAAAUGUAUCUAAACUCACAAAAGUUUUAUUACCUGCUGCAGUGUUUUGUCUAAAGGACACAAAUUUGUCACAGUUACAUCAAUUGAUGUCACUGGUCAAAAUUUAGUCAUCAGGAGGUUGUGAAAUGAUGUUCUUGAGAUGUCAUUUCUGAGUGUCAAGAUGACAAAGUUUUGACCCGUGACGUCAAAUUGAUAUCAUUGUGACAAAAUUUCUGUUGUUUGGGAUGAACUCAUUUUAUUUUCUCUAGUAAAUUCUAUUCUAUCAUAGGAUCUUGAAUACAAAUUUGCAAUGACAUCAAUGGAAAGUGGAUUUUACACAAUCUAACUGCAUUUAUAUUGCCUUACAAUGGAAAGAAACAGUUGGUUCACAGACUUAGUACUAACUACCAGCUUUCAAAUAUUUGCUCAUGUACUGUAGUGCCUGACAACUGGAAUGAAGUCAAAAUUAACCAUAUUCACAUAUCGAAUCUGUGAUUCAAUGUUCAAUCUUCAGAUACAAUUGUACCUCAUACCAAGUGAUUAUCAAAUUGAGGCAGCUUAUUCACAUUUGUGUAUGUUUUCCUUCACUUGCAAACAUCACAAUAUCUUUUUCAGUGCUGUUGUCAAUGUGAAUUUAUGUAGUAACCAUGGGUUGUUGUAUUUAAUUAUUGUUUUAUAUCUGGUUGUUUUUUGUUACAUAGAGGAAUUUCCUCUAACGUCAUGUAAAGUAACAUUGUAAACUAUGUACAUGAAAAUACAUACAGAUUGAGUACAUAAUUGUCGUUAUUGUGUAACAUAGGUAGAAACUGCAUUUAUCAUUCGUGCUGCAAUAAAAGCAGCCUUUGAGUGUCUGUAAUGUUUGUGUAUGUAAGAAAUUAAGAAGACUGGUGUAGUUUUGGGUAUGAAAUGUUGCAAUGAUUAACAGUAACACUGUAGUUGUAGAUUGUUAAUGAAAAAGUUGAGAUGAUCGGCAUUGUAUUGUAGUUAAAUCAGGAUUUAAUUAAAAACAGUCUUGCCCUUAACAAA